ACGCCCAUGUACUUCUUCCUGUCCAACCUGUCCUUCGUGGACAUCUGCUUCACCUCCACCACUGUCCCAACGUUGCUGGUGAACACUCAGAGGCAGAGUAGAGCCAUAGUGUACGGAGCCUGCUUUGCACAGAUGUAUUUCUGUGUACUCUUUUCCGGCCUGGACAUCUGUCUGCUGACCGUGAUGGCCUAUGACCGCUUUGUGGCCAUCUGUCACCCCCUGCACUAUACAGUCAUCAUGAACCCCCGGGUCUGUGGGCUGCUGGUCCUGGGGUCCUGGAUGUUGAGCAACUUUAAUUCUCUGAUGCACAGCUUACUGACACUGCCACUAUCCUUUUGCACAGACUUGAAGAUUGACAACUUUUUCUGUGAACUCAAACAGAUUAUCCUACUCGCCUGUUCUGACACCUUAAUCAAUAACGUGUUGUUGUAUCUUGCAGCUGUUCUUAUGGGUGUUGGGUCCCUGAUUGGGAUCCUUUAUUCUUACUCUAAGAUUGUUUCCUCCAUACGUCGAAUCUCCUCAGCGCAGGGCAAGUAUAAGGCAUUUUCCACCUGUGUGUCUCACCUCUCGGUGGUCUCCUUGUUUUUUUCUGCAAUCCUCGGAGUGUAUCUUAGCUCUAAUAUCCUUACGACUCACAGCUCACGGUCAAACUCAAUAACCUCAGUGAUGUACACAGUGGUCACACCCAUGCUAAACCCCUUCAUUUACAGUUUGAGAAAUAACCAAAUGAAGAGUGCGCUGAAAUCUUUGUUUGUGAAGAGAAGUACAGGACAUUUGGCCUAG
This is a messenger RNA of Sorex araneus (European shrew), 783 nucleotides long. Its product is annotated as olfactory receptor 7A10-like. NCBI's taxonomy places the organism in Eukaryota, Metazoa, Chordata, Mammalia, Eulipotyphla, Soricidae. Gene Ontology annotation, biological process: G protein-coupled receptor signaling pathway. Gene Ontology annotation, molecular function: G protein-coupled receptor activity; olfactory receptor activity. The transcript has a single exon. Gene Ontology annotation, cellular component: membrane. The annotation marks the transcript as partial. The record is from RefSeq and is a predicted model, not a curated record.